Drosophila eugracilis is the source of this 4759-nucleotide messenger RNA. RefSeq lists its product as uncharacterized. Gene Ontology annotation, cellular component: cytoplasm; nucleus. The transcript has 13 exons. Gene Ontology annotation, biological process: proteasome-mediated ubiquitin-dependent protein catabolic process; regulation of proteolysis. The record is from RefSeq and is a predicted model, not a curated record. Gene Ontology annotation, molecular function: ubiquitin protein ligase binding. The coding region runs from base 523 to 3708 and encodes 1061 amino acids. NCBI's taxonomy places the organism in Eukaryota, Metazoa, Arthropoda, Insecta, Diptera, Drosophilidae.
GCUUUGGCAUUGCCAAAAGCUUUGUCAGCUGCUGGUAACGUCAGGAUGAGGAGAACAAACAGCCGGGCGGAGCGAGAACGAGAGCGAAAACAGAUUCGUUGCGAGCGAGGAUUUGGAACUCGCUGGAAACGUUGUCAGCGACAGAGGGGUAGAGGAGUGAAGGAGAAAGCAGCAACAGCGGCAGCGCAGUUACAGUUAUUGGCAACAACAAAUACAUACACUAGCACACUCGCACAUCGAUAUCCGUAUCCAGAAGAGCUACUCUUUCUAGAGCCAGGAAAAGGAAAAAGUGGACAGUGUGGAGGACGACGACGUGUCCACUUGGUUGAUCUAAGAAGCGGAGCAUGGAUAUUGGAUACUGAUGUUAUUGCAGAAACACGGUAAAGUGCAGUUUCACUAAAGCACAAAAACAUACAUACACACACAGUCACACAACCACACACACCCACACACUCGGUGAGGAUUCAUGGCUCUACUCGAGAUUAGGCAACUCCAAGCAGGACACUAAAAAAAACCCGCGCCAUGGCUCUGGUGCACACAUACCUGGGCACUUGGGAGAUUGUUUGCUGCACCUUCGAGGGAAAACGGGAGCUGUCCGGUUUAGAGGGCAUUAAGUUCCGCUUGGAUGACACCAGCGAUAUAACCUGGUACAAUGACCUGGUCAGUCCACUUCCGGAAUCCAAGGACUGCGGCAGCUUCUGUGAAUCAGCCAGUGUCCUCUUCAGCUGCGAGACCUUCGAUGUCCACGAGAUCAAUCCACGCCUGGUCUUCGGAGCUUUUGCCGGUCACAGUAUUGAGUUUAGCACCAACACCUUAACGCCGACUGAUACUCUGGUGCUGAGCUGUGAGAACUGGUAUGCUGUGGAGUGCAAGCGAUUGCAGGAUAACCAGGCUGCUGGCCAAGAAAAGCAACUAAGCUUCGGCGAAGCCCUGCAGGAGUCCUACUUCAGCGAUGUGGUGGUCAAGAGUUCGGGUGGCUUGGAGUACGCCCUGCACGCCUCGAUACUGCGACUCAAUGGCUUCGAUUGCAGCAUGUGCGUGAAUAGUGCCCCAUCUUCGGCAACGGCUCGUCCAGCGCGGACCUGUCAUAGUGGUCCGAAUACCCCGAAUCCCAUCAGAAUUUCCGUGGCGCCGGCCAACGAUGAUGGGCAUGACAAGUCCCUGCCGCGCCUGAAUCUGUCACCCAUUUACCUGCAGCCACCAUGUGACUUCCAGACCAUGCCAUCGUCGGGCGGUUUGGGUGCCCAGCGAAUGCAUCAGUUUAGCAGCAGCUUCAACUGCCUGAGCAAUGGCAAUACCGGUGAUUCGGGUUCGGUUGUCAGGUCUAAGGGUCUACUUAGUCUUGAAUGUGGCAGCGGUGGCGGUGGCAUGUACCGCUUGCCGCCCACCUCGCAUUCGGAUUCGCAUCUGGAAACGACGCAAUCGCAUUGCAAGAACAUUUUCAACUUCUGUCAGGAUUUGAUGCUUCAGCCAACACCCACGCCCUUGCCACCGACCACUGGUCUGGCCAUCUGCAGUAUUCGGAGGCCACCAUUGUCGCCCUAUCGUGCUCGCAGUCCCUCGCCUUUUCCCAGCUCCAUGGACACCCCACCAUCAUCGCCUCUAACGCCCGUGGGUGUACUAUGCAAUCUGCCCACUUUCCUGCUGGGACCCAUUCUCCACUGGCUGUACACGGAGUCACUGCUUCCGGAUCUGGACGAAGAUGUGUGCGAGAAGCUAAUAAGCUUUGCCGAAUCGCAGCCAUCGCUAAUCAAACUGGUGGAGCCGACUCGCAAGUACCUGCGACUAAUACGACUCAAGAAAUUUGUGGUCAACGUUACUAUGGAUCUGCAUGGCAUUCUCAAUCGGGUUAUACAGUGCAUAAAUCCCGGCAAUAUUACCCGCGAUCCCUCGCAACUCUAUGCGACAUUUCAGGAUGCCCUACGCGAAUGUGCUAUAGGCUGCGCUAAGGUGCUACAAUUCUGUAAUAUUUUCAUUACGGACGCCACACACAUGACACGAUAUCAAAAGAACGAAAUUGUUAAGUACAUCCGAACCCGCAUCCCAAUUUUUAUGUCACAAGUUCAACAGCUGCUGCAGAACGUACUCGGAGUCUUUGUGGGUCUGAGUGUCGAUGAGAAAGCGGAGUUGGUGAAUUACCUAGUACCUGAAAUCGAAUCAACCUUAUUUGUAUUGACCGCUGUGAUAGAGGAAAUCAAAAACUCAUUGGAGAUCAUGUGUAAGGACCUUAAAUGUUCCCACUUGGAUCUCCCCCUACAACAACAGCAGGCAGACGAUGCUAUUGUCAUGCAAUUGCAGAUCGCGGAUGGUGGCGAACCAUCGCCACGUCCUCGUCGAGGUGCUCCCGUGGGUCUAACGCUCUAUGACAAUCUCACGGAUAAACAGCGCCUGAGUUCCGCCGAGAAUGACCUGAAAUUUGUUCUCUAUAUGUACGAAGUACGGAAAAUGCGCGAUAUUUACGGUCGUAUAGUGGCAGCCCUUGAAAUAAUCAAAGAUAAAAAGAGUACAUUCUGUGAAAUGGAUUUUCUGAGCAAAAGUAGUACAAUCAACCAGAACCUCGAGCAACUAAUAAUGGACAUACCCGCUUACAUUUUCAUUGUGGAAAACUUGUCGGAUCGACUGGAUGACAAAUUGGGUUGGAAGGAGUUCAAGUUCUGCUUUAAGCUGGCCACCAGUCAGAUAAACGGCGUCAUUGCCAAGUUACUGGACCACAAGGAAGCCCUGCGAGAUGCCAUCAGCCAGAUCUGUUUGCUGGUGCGAAAACAGGAGUUCACUCAGUCUGUAAUCGAACUGGGUUUAUUGGAUGAUACCAGUCGAUUGUCUAACAACUUAAAAAUGGCUGAUCAUGAGAACAACCUAAAUCAGGGGCUAAGCGAUAAGGAAUCGAUCUAUUUGGAUCGCAAACAAUAUUAUGAUUACAAUAGCAUUAAGUUAAAUCUCAUUCGACAUCUGUGUGAGCCACCCAUUGCCGCCAGUAGCAAUUUGUCGAAGAAUGCCCUGCGUCUGCUGCACUCGACCCAACUGGCCGACAUGGAAUUCGAGGUUCAUACCUAUGCAUCCACACCAAGUGCUGGCAAACCAGAGAUUGGAAGUGAAACCGAUGGAUCAGAGCCAACGGCAACGAAAGCCCUCCAAGUGCACAGCUUUAAGGCUCAUCGGGUGAUCGUUGCGGCUCGCUGUGAGUGGUUCAAGAAGGCUCUGAUGUCGGGAAUGCAGGAGUCGAUCAACCGGAAGGUUAUAAUCACAGACACAUCUCCCGUGAUCUUUCGACGCCUACUGCUCUAUCUCUACGGUGCUCCUAUCGAUCGUACUGUGGGGGCCGAACAGGUGUGCGAACUAAUGCUCUUGGCAGAUCGUUAUUCUAUAGAUGAUCUCAAGGAAUUGUGCGAAAAUACCCUAUAUUCUCUUAUUGACGAGGACUCUGUGGUGUGCCUGCUGGGCAUUGCGGAUCGCUAUAUGGCCACCGCCUUAAAGUCGAAAUGUCUCUCAUUUCUAUCGCAACAUGCGCAACUGACCAAGUGUGAAAUAUUCAAGGAAUUGCCACAGACACUUCAGCUAGAGGUUAUGGAUUUGAUACAUUGGUUUGGACGCGUCUCCGAGCCGUGGAACGAUCGCGGCUUUAAGCCGCGUAGCAGCUCACGUCACAGCCUCAAGAGUCCUUCGAAGCCACGCUCGCGAUCUCGGAAGUCCUCACCAUCCUACAUGUGACGCCGACAAAGCGCCAUUGAACACACGAAUGCCAACUUCUUGUGAUAAUUUUAGAAGACUUCGCAAAAUCCACAUGGAUAAUAUAGUCAGUAAGGAUGGGAGAUGAGAGCAUGGUAUUAUAUAGGACGAUGUGCUUAGACUUUACAGGGCGACAGAGAAGAUUGUUUAAAUCAGUUACAGGAAAAGGAUAAGAAACUCUGAUAUCUAUAUACCGGAAUAGAAGGACUCAAACCCUAAAUAUCAAGCCAAAGGAAAGGAAAAGGCAAACAUGACCUGAUUUUAAUGAGUUUUACUUAGUUCACUAGUAGAUACAUAGAUAGGAAUUUUGGCGUAUAACUUGCAUUCAUCACAUUUUCUCUCGAACUCAUUGAUUUGUGUAGGAAAACUAUAUUUUCCACAAAUAUAUAACUCAUUAGGCAAUAAUAAAAAUUGAUUAAUUUGUCCGAUUAUUAUAGCAGAAGAUCGAAAAGAUUUUAGUGUGACAAUUAGGUUAUGUAAAUACACAAAUGAGUAAUAUAUAUAUAUAUAUAUAUAUAUAUAUAUAGAAAGACUUUUCUCGAAACCACUUCUUCGUUUCAAAAUCUGUUUUCUAUAUUUUGUGGUCCACUUGUGAGGUAGGUUAGUUGUACACUUGUAUUCUGAUGUCGACGGGUAGGUAGUAAUUGUUUUGUAUUGGGCAAACGGAAUAUUAUAUUAUAUUAUACAUAUAUAUAUAUAUAUAUUGAGAAAAAUACAUAAUACAAGAACAUUUUCGGACCACCGAAGAUUAUGUGCUACACUAUUGUAAACUAACUAGUGUAUUUUGACAUAUAGACACAUAUUAAAUUUAACAUUUAGACUAUUAACCGCGUGACGAAUCCUCAUAUGAAACUAUAUAGGUUGGGAUAUAUAGUAGGGCGGAUUUUAAGUAGCGACGACGACGACGACAGGCAGCGUAUUUUUUCAUUCGAUUUGAAAACGUAUCAAAUUAACAAAAUAUAUGUACAAAUAUUAUGUGUAAAUUAUAUUAUUGUACUAAUUCAAUACAUUUCUUGUUGUCUUUUUAAAAACA